UAGUCUAACCAGACACCUGUCAGUGUCCAAAACACGAACAUGAAUGUAGUUGUUUCGUUGAAUUUGAGAAGUAAACACAUCUGACAAGCAAAUGUCAACCUUUCAUAGGGAAAAUGAAGCCGCCAAAUUUAUUUUCCGAAGAUUUGAGGUUGGAUUAGAUAUAGAAAACUGUCCUGUGAUAGCUUGUAGUCGUAGGUAAUGCACUUGACCUAAACACUAGUUUGCUGUGUUAGCUAGUCAAGUGCCUCCAACUGUCGUUUUGUAAUGCUUUUGUGAAAGACGAUUUAGCAGCCGUCCUGUGAAACUAUGGUUGCUAAAAUGUGUUCUGCCACCAUGUCAAGUCCGCAGUUACUCCCCGGGUAUCAGGGGAGUACGGUCACCGAGACAGAUCGGGAUCUAGAGCGGGCAUGGCAACCAGCAGGGUCUCCUUCUCGCAAUACCGUCUGGAAGCGGAGAUCGACCGCUACAGAGCAGAGUGCCAGUGGGACAAGAUACCCCCUAUCGUAGAGCAACUAGUGGCCGCACGAUUUCACGAAGACGAUGACUACGGGACGCUGUUAUUGGCCGAGGCCCUUCUGGAGGAGUGUCUACAUGACAACCUGAGUCUUUUACGCAAUGCCACUCCUUUGACGGACAUCAACCAGCCCAAACUGUCCCGGUCCAAGGGCUACCUCAACUCCAUCCUGAGCAGGGGACGGCUGGUGCCCAGGCACCUGAACGAGGCUCUUCUCCUUAUGGCCAAAAUACACUAUGUCCAGGGCUGUUACCAUGACGCACAGGGCAUGUGUGCAAGGGUGGGUAUAGACGAGCUGACGGGGGAUGAGCAGCCCCUCUACCACCUGCGUCUGCUCGCAGAGGCCUUUGUCAUCAAAGGUCUGUCCCUGGACCACCAGGCAGUGUCAGCUGCCUCCCGUGUCCGUCUGUCUGAGAGAGAGGAGGAAUGUCUUUCCUGCUACCUGAGGGCCUGUGACACCUCUCUCGUUUACCUGCAAGAACUCGAUAAGCAGAUGGUGGUCAACCCUAGUUCUAAAGCAGCUAAGACCAGCUUGGCCCCUCCACCACUGGACAUUGACCUGGGCUUCUUCCAGCAGGCGGCUCUACAGAGUGCAUACCUGUGCCUGCUGCAUAGGGGGCACCUGGCCCAGGGAGCCCACCAGCUGCGCAGGGUCCUCAGGGUGGUGGAGUCUCGGGGCUCCCAGAGCUUCAGGAAGGCUGCAGCGCGGAAGCUGGCUGAGGUGUUGCUGAGCUCGGUGAGUGAGGACAGCUACUGGGCGCCCAUGUCUCUCCCACCCUCCGCCUGGCUGCAGAGAGAAGGGAACGCCGGCCCAAAGGAUGCCAUGUACCCCUCUCCCAAACAACCCCAACGCUACAGUACUGACAGCGUCUUCUGUCCCCAGGACGUGGUUGAGGAGGCUGUGCUCCUGCUGCUCAUCACAGAGUCUACGGCCAGCGGAGACGCAGUCAUCAGCCGAGCCCCCGACCAUAAGGAGGAGCGGGAGACCAGUUUGCAGGACGCCACCUCUGUCUACGACCUGCUGAGCAUCGGCAUGGCCAGGAGGGGGCAGUAUGCCAUGCUGUCUGAGUGUCUGGAGCGGGCCAUGAAGUUCUCAUUUAAUGAGUUCCACCUCUGGCACCAGUUGGGCUUGUCACUCAUGGCGUGUGGGAAGGGUGUGGGCGCCGUGUCUGUGCUCAAGGAGUGUGCCAGGAUGAGACCCGAAGACCCCUCACUGCCCAUGUUGGCCGCCAAAGUCUGCAUCGGCCAACUGCAUUGGCUGGAGGAGGCUGAGGCCCUGUCUCAGAGUGUGGUGUCCAUGGGAGAGGAGGCUGCAGAGUUCCUGUCCCGUGCGUACCUGACUGUGGGGCUGUGCUGCAGUCUGCAGGCCUCUGACGCCACUCUGAAAGCUGAUCGGGAUGGGUUCAACAGACGAGCACUGCAAAAUCUGCAUAAAGCCCAUGCAAUGGAUCCCCAUGAUGCUAAGAUUGCUCUCUACUUGUCUCUCCAGCUGGCUCUUGUACGCCAGGUGGCAGCUGCCAUGGAUCCCCUGCAGGUGGCUCUGUCUCUGCGAGGGGAUGACCUGCACUCCCUCCACCUACUGACCCUUCUGCUUAGUGCCCAGAAACACCACCAACACGCCCUCGAAACCCUCACACUAGCGCUCAGCCAACACCCUGAGAACUUCAAUCUGCUGUUCACUAAGGUGAAGCUGGAGGAGGCUCUGUAUGGGCCGGGCGUUGCACUCCAGACCUGCCAAGACAUGCUGCAGCUAUGGCAGAGCCGCUAUGACUUCACACGUACCAGUGAGGGGGAUGACAGCAGCAGUAUCCACCUACCAGAGCCACUUCCACUCAACCGCAAACCCAGCGGCCUCCACCUCACCCUGCCAGACUUCCAGGACAGUGAGACUGGUUCUCAGAGUGGUCCGUCCAUUGCUCUAUCUCGCCUGGAGCAGGCCAUGUCAGAGGUGUCAGCCGCCAGCUCCGCCCACAAACAGGGCCCCACCUACAUCUGGACCACCCUGGAGCGCAUCUGGCUGCAAGCAGGAGAGUUGUUCAUGGCAGAGGGGCGUGUGAAGGAGGCCCAGUUCUGUGUGCAGGAGGCAGCUGUGCUCUUCCCCAACUCCCACUCCGUGCUGCUGCUAAGGGGCCGGCUGGCCGAGCUCAAAGGGAACCAGGACGAGGCCAAGGGUUUGUACGAUGAAGCCCUGGCCAUCCACCCCAAUGGACACCGCAUACUGCUGCACCUGGGCCAGUUGUUGGUGCGGUGCGGGCGUGUGGGUCUGGGGGAGAAGGUGCUGCGGGAUGCGGUGCAGGCCCAGAGCACGUCCCACGAGGCGUGGAGCGGCCUGGGGGAGGCCCUGCAGUCACAGGGCAGCAGCCAGGCUCCAGACUGCUUCCUCACAGCCCUGGAGCUGGAGUCCUCCUGCCCCAUCAGGCCCUUCACCAUCAUACCCCGCGAGCUGUGAGGAGCAGACAGAGGGUACUACUGUAUUGCACACUCACAUACAUAUACACACACAGACACACACACAUGCGUAUGAUCAUUUACACGUACAAAUUGGUGCAAUAUAUCUUCUCUUGCCCUUUUCACUCUUUUUGCUCUCUCUCUCGCUCUCCUCCCUUCCCCCUCUCCAUUUUAUCUACUCUCUUUAUCUAUGUCUAUGCACUCAUAAUAAUCGCUCACAUGCAUUCAUGGACAAGUCAAGUGUUUCGUGACACUGUUAUACAGACCGUAUACACCCACUACACUGUUAUACAGACCGUAUACACCCACUACACUGUUAUACAGACCGUAUACACCCACUACACUGUUAUACAGACCGUAUACACCCACUACACUGUUAUACAGACUGUAUACACCCACUACACUGUUAUACAGACCGUAAACACCCACUACACUGUUAUACAGACCGUAUACACCCACUACACUGUUAUACAGACCGUAUACAUCCACUACACUGUUAUACAGACCGUAUACACCCACUACACUGUUAUACAGACCGUAUACACCCACUACAUUGUUAUACAGACCGUAUACACCCACUACACUGUUAUACAGACCGUAUACAUCCACUACAUUGUUAUACAGACCGUAUACACCCACUACACUGUUAUACAGACCGUAAACAUCCACUGCAUUGUUAUACAGACUGUAUACACCCACUACACUGUUAUACAGACCGUAAACAUCCACUGCAUUGUUAUACAGACCGUAUACACCCACUACACUGUUAUACAGACCGUAAACAUCCACUGCAUUGUUAUACAGACUGUAUACACCCACUACAUUGUUAUACAGACCGUAUACAUCCACUCUCAGGGAUCAUUCCUAUAGUAUCAUUACAUUUUCUUCUCAUUGACUGAGACCCUUCAGCCUGUGUAUGUAACUGACAUAAUCCAUUAUGUUCAAAUCACUGUUUGUUUGCAUUGUACAUUUCUGUAUUAUUAAUAUUAUGAUUCAUUGUGUGUGUUGUUUUAAAAUCAUUUGUCCUUCUUUGUCCUCAUAAACAAUGACUUAAAUCA
Molecule: messenger RNA, 4020 nt
Organism: Salvelinus fontinalis (brook trout)
Lineage: Eukaryota; Metazoa; Chordata; Actinopteri; Salmoniformes; Salmonidae
Product: tetratricopeptide repeat protein 7A-like
Exons: 21
Coding region: 408-2963 (851 amino acids)
Biological process (GO): protein localization to plasma membrane; phosphatidylinositol phosphate biosynthetic process
Cellular component (GO): plasma membrane
Molecular function (GO): protein binding
Source: RefSeq, a predicted model, not a curated record